GUGGUUUACGUGGUCUACGCCGGCGUUAUUUGACGAACGGAAAAUUACACGCGACUUUCCUUGCAUAUUACGUAGUCAUCCCUCAAUCGUAGUUGGUAAAAAUGUGUUUUCCUUGUAGGAUGGCGAAGUUUGCUCUUAUAGUCGCCGGAUUUGUAGGUGUCUUCGUACACGCAGCCAUCGAUAUGGAGGUGGAAAACAAGGCAGUUGAUCGUACCAUAGAUCUCACAUCGCAGUUGGUCAAAAUUUCUUACAAAAUUACAUUGGAACAUAAAUCAAAGGUGCCAAUUAGCAGCUACCUUUUCGUUGUACCACAGACCGAUCGCAAUUGUCUCGCAUACAUAUCGGUCAAAGACUCUUCUAAGAAAGAACUCAAGCUAACUGAAACGAUUACACCGAAAGGCGCAACGUUUAGUAUGGCACUUCCGGCCAGUCCCGUUGCACCUGUUGUAUACAUCGAAACUGUUUUUACCAAGAGUCUGAAACCUUUUCCAUCAGCGAUAGGACAAAACGAACGGCAACUGGUCCAGUACUUUGGUAAUGUUUACUUCUAUUCUCCAUAUAAAACUGUGUCGCAGAAGACGACUGUUCACCUAAGUUCUCGAAACGUAGAAAAUUUUACUCAAUUCAAACCGAGUUCCCAUGCCGACUCCACAAUCGUCUACGGACCAUAUGACAGUGUGUCUGCAUUUUCUAUAGAGCCGAUGACCAUACACUUUGAAAAUUUUGCUCCUUUUCUGACUGUCACCCGCCUGGACCGCACGAUAGAAGUUUCACACUGGGGCAACAUUGCUGUGGAAGAAACCAUCGAUAUUCUACAUUCCGGCGCUGCACUGAAGGGCACAUUUUCUCGCUAUGACUACCAAAAGGAUACUCGUUCUAAUCAACCAAGCGUGAAGUCCUAUAAAACGCUUCUACCUGCAUCGGCUUCAGGCGUCUAUUACCGUGAUACUAAUGGAAAUAUCUCCACUUCCGCAUUGCGCACACUUAAGGACGCAGUCGAGCUAGACCUUCGUCCACGUUUUCCUCUUUUUGGUGGCUGGCGAACGCAUUACACGCUGGGUUAUAACGUGCCGAGCUUCGAAUACCUGUUUCAGAACAAUGAUAACUUCCUUCUCAAAAUGCGCGUCAUCGAUCACAUCUUUGACGACAUGGCGAUUGACGAAGUAGUGAUCAAAAUAAUUUUACCGGAAGGGUCUUCCAACAUCAAACUAAUUGCACCUUAUUCAGUUACCAGGCAUCCUGACUCACUGCACUAUACUUAUCUUGACACAUUCGGGCGCCCCGUCAUCAUGUUUAGCAAGCGAAAUCUAGUCGAGCACCACAUUAAUGACUUCAACUUGAAGUACAAUUUCUCGUGGAUGAUGAUGCUACAGGAGCCGUUAUUGGUGGUGGCUUUUCUCUACAUUCUGUUUGUUUUCGUCAUCAUUUGGAUGCGUAUGGAUUUUUCCAUUAUCAAAGAAAAAGAAAACCAUCUACAUAAAGAUUAGAAAAUAGAUUAUAAUGAUAAAUUCUUCCUCCUCUUUCAUGUAUUGUUCUAAAAAAUCUAAAUUCGGUAAAUAGGUUGGUUCACGUUUAUAAUCAGAGGACCAGCCUGCAUAUUUCAUGUAUUGGUACAACUCAUCUAGAACGUCUUGCAAUAUUAUUCCAAACGAUUGUCACGUAAAUACACUUAGAAUGAUCGUUGAAAAAACUUU
Anopheles darlingi is the source of this 1694-nucleotide messenger RNA. Its product is annotated as dolichyl-diphosphooligosaccharide--protein glycosyltransferase subunit 1. Gene Ontology annotation, cellular component: membrane; oligosaccharyltransferase complex. Lineage: Eukaryota; Metazoa; Arthropoda; Insecta; Diptera; Culicidae. The transcript is spliced from 2 exons. The record is from RefSeq and is a predicted model, not a curated record. Bases 102 to 1487 code for a protein of 461 amino acids.